UCUCUGGCAGGAGGAACGUCUGCCUGAAGAAGACGGCGUGGAGCCGGGUCGGUAAGCUGGACCGGACCGGGUUCUGUCUGCCGUCUCCCUGACCUGACCUGCUGUAAACUGGACCAGAACCUCCUCCCUGACCCGUCUGCUGGGUUCCCUGGUCUCCAUGAAGCUGGUUGUUCUCUGAAGAACCUGAGAGACCAGAACAUCUGCAGUUGGGCUGGGUGAAUUCUGGUGGACCUUUUUAUUUUGGGGCAUCGGGGUGAACGGGGAUGACUACAGGUGCCUGCCACACUUUUCAGAUCUCAUCAGGUCUGGUAAAAAAAACCAGGUUGAUGUGAUGAUGGCCUCCUCUGCCUUCAGGACCUCAUCUUCUCAGACGAUGGAGAACCACCUUCACCUUCUGGCUCCAGUGGCGUUGGAUGUGAUUCUGAUGACAGGUGUUUUAGCUCCGCCCCCUGCAGGUGUGCUCUGUCGGCUCUUCCUGGCUGCGCUCACUCUGUCCUCACAGCUCGGGUGUCGGCCUCACCUGUUGCCCUGCAGAGAUGUUGGAUGAGGUGGUGGGACUCGGCGCCGUCACCAUGCUGGGCGUCCUGGAGCAAGCUUAUUUUUCCCUGCAGGUGAUUCACGCCAGGAGGAAGUACAAGGUGUCCCCGCCCUCCACCAGCGGGCCGCCCGAGUUCGAGCGGAUCUUCAGAGCUCAGGCGAACUGUUCCGAGUACUUCCCCAUCUUCAUCACCAUCCUGUGGACGUCCGGAGUCUUCUUCAGCCCAGGACUGUCCAGCGUCUGCGGCCUGCUCUACCUGUACGGACGGCUGCGCUACUUCUGGGGAUACGCCGAGUCUGCGCAGGGACGUCUGGCUCCGCUCUACUUCAGCGCUAAGGUUCUCUGGGUUCUGAUCGGGUUCUCGGCGGUGGGUGUUUUCCUCACCUUCUGCCGGGUUUACCUGGAUGUGGAUCUGCUGCAGCAGCUCGGUUCCGCCCUCUUCUGAUCCGGACCAGGAAGAAGCUUUGCUGUGUUUUCCUCUCAUGUUCUGGUUCUGAAAAUGUUGUCUGACUGCUGUUAAAAUGAAUUAAACAGAACCGCAACA
Fundulus heteroclitus (mummichog) is the source of this 1082-nucleotide messenger RNA. RefSeq names its product leukotriene C4 synthase (gene ltc4s). Gene Ontology annotation, molecular function: leukotriene-C4 synthase activity; glutathione transferase activity; glutathione peroxidase activity. The transcript is spliced from 5 exons. Gene Ontology annotation, cellular component: nuclear envelope; membrane; endoplasmic reticulum. Bases 537 to 983 code for a protein of 148 amino acids. NCBI's taxonomy places the organism in Eukaryota, Metazoa, Chordata, Actinopteri, Cyprinodontiformes, Fundulidae. Gene Ontology annotation, biological process: leukotriene biosynthetic process. The record is from RefSeq and is a predicted model, not a curated record.